Messenger RNA from Syngnathus acus (greater pipefish), 2710 nucleotides. RefSeq names its product pleckstrin homology domain-containing family O member 1-A-like. Gene Ontology annotation, cellular component: ruffle membrane; muscle cell projection membrane. Bases 139 to 1938 code for a protein of 599 amino acids. The record is from RefSeq and is a predicted model, not a curated record. Gene Ontology annotation, biological process: regulation of myoblast fusion. The transcript is spliced from 10 exons. Lineage: Eukaryota; Metazoa; Chordata; Actinopteri; Syngnathiformes; Syngnathidae.
GCGCGCACGCUGAGGGGGAGCAUCUGCCUGGUCGCCCGCCCGCGCGCUCGCAGGGAGGACGCCGCCUCCCUCUCGCCAGACAACAGACGAACCAAAAGAAAAGCAAGAAGAAGCUGAAUAAGAAGAAACUGAGCGAAAAUGAAGAAGAGCGACCACGCAGGACCGAUGCAGGGGCCCCGGGACCCGGCCCAUUCGGGCGCGCCACCACAGCCGGACAAGUUUGGUUGGCUGAGGAAGUUCUGCGGCCGCGGGAUCUUCAGGGAGCUUUGGAGGAACCGCUACGUGGUUCUCAGGGGAGAACACUUGUUCAUAUCGGACAAGGAGGUGAGGGACGAGCGCAAGUCAGCGGAAGUUUUGGACUUGGGCGACUACGAGCGCUCCGAAGAGUUGAGGCGGGCCAAAAGCCGUAGCAAGAAGAACCACAGCCGCUUCGCCCUCAUACGAUGCCGACGGCCCGGCAACAAGGUUCCCAACCUUCUCUUCCUGGCCGUCAGUCCCGAGGAAAAAGAAUCGUGGGUCAAUGCUCUCAACGUCGCCAUCGUCAAGGCCAAAAACAAAGUUUUGGACCAGGUGACCAUGGAGCAGGACGUGUUAGUGCAUCCCACCAGAGACCGAGCCAAGAUUCCCCACGGACGCCGUCUUCCCACCCGGGGACACCUCAUGACCGUGGCUUCCUCGUCCUGUCACGGCUCGCUGACCCUCGACUUGGUGGCCGAGGAGGAAGGCGGCUUCUCAGAAUGUGACGGCGCCUCCUGGGAGAACGUGUCCGGCGCGGGCUUCUCCGGAGAGGGGGCGGCCGCCGGAGGUGGCGGACGUCAGCGCUCGGGGACAGAUGUGUCCAAACUACGCGUUCGAACGGAGGAACCCAAAAUGAAGACGGGAAGUUUGCCCAGAGGAAGCGAACGUUCCUGGGGAAAACACUCCCAUCUGGAAACUUCCAAGGUGCACAAGAGCCAGCAGGUCCUUCAGAACCAAUCCAGAACCCCUCAGCCUGGGAAGAGAAGCGGAAUUGCGGGGCGGAGUCGCUGCGCAUCCAUGGAUGAAGUUCUCUCCUCCAGACCGGCGAUGAUUCGCUCUGAGUUGCGUUGGGCUCUCGGUCGACACCCUGCCGGAGAAGAGGGUGGGGCAUCGGUGCAGCCCGUGGGCCAGCUGCAGAGUCUCAUUGCGCAGAAGAUGCAACGAGCACAGGAAUUGUUGGAGGAAAUCCGUCUGCAGGAGCUGCAGAGAGCCAAGGCGGAGCAAGAGUUUGGCAAAGGGGUGGAGUCGCCUCGCCUUCGUCACCUGAGGGCUGGAGACUCACCUCAUUCCAGGGCGUCUCCAUCUCCACGCAGCCGUAGCGGUGAUUCUCCUGGUCAACGGCGUAGGGACUCGCCCCGGUCGAGAGCUCGUGACUCGCCGCGCUCCAAAGGCCGCAAGAAUCGCCGCUCCCGGGAUGUCGAUUCCCCCCGAUCCCGAGGCUCUCCGUCUCCUGCCCGUCUCGGCGACUCACCGCUCAACAAAACUUGUGAGCCCUCCUCGGAGGUGUCCCGUCUUCCGGCCUCCCUGCAGGACGCCCUUGGACCGGACGGUGGCACCGCCGAUUUGCCGCCGUGCCUCCACGGCGGUGACGACUCAUCCUGUGCCGGUCAGAACAAAUCCAAGAGCCUGUCAGAAUCCUUGGACGCCUGUCAGAACAAAACGCCCCCAAAACCGAAGCAGGAUGAGGAAGAGCUCCAGAAGAGGCAUGCCGAGGCAGAGCGCCUCCUCAUGGAGGCCAUGUGUUCCUGGCAGGAGGCGCAGGAAGUGCUGCAGGAGGUGAAGGAACUGCAGAGCCACACGCUGCGUCGCCAACGCAGAAGGACCUACGAGAAGAUGACGCCAAGCACGGCCACCUCGCCACAGGCUGAGGGCGAAGUCAAGGUGGCGACGUCACCCGAAGAUGAAUCGGAGUCGCCUUGAUCCAAAUGUUUCCUUUGCAGGAAUUUUUCACUCUUUGUCCACCUUGCAGGUCAGCCCCCCCCCCCUCGUGAAUCUACCAUGUGACUCAGGUCGAUUCCAUGUGACUCAAUUUGAUUGCAUGUUUCUCCAUGUUCCUCCGUUUGAUGCCAUCUGACUCCACGUGAUUUUCUUUUGAUUCUGUGACUCCAUUGGAUGCCAUCAGAGUCAUUGGACUCGACACCAGCACACUCCGGGUGACUUUGCGUUCUUCCAUCUGUCUCCACAAGGCGGCAACAAUGAGUCAUCCCGACUCCCCUUCUCAGGAAAGUUCCAUUUUGGAGGGCACCUGUGCUCUUUCUUUUUAAACCAGCAGAAGAAAGCGACAAUGCGUCAACUGUGAUAACUUGCUGCCGCUGCACUUUUCAACUGAUGACUUGGCUCUUCUGGUGAUGAUGUCAUUAGCAAUAAUGUCCAGUGAUGAUGUCAUCCCAAACUUUCAAACUUGAACUUUUCGUUUUGAGUCGUUUUUUUGAGAUUUUUUUUUUCAUGUUUCUGCUUGUCACGAGAAGCACAACUGCGCGCACACAGCGUUUCGCUGCUUGACUAUUAUGGGCUGUCAGAAAAAACGCUGCCCGCACUAACUUGCACUGACACAAUUUCAGAAAGAAAGUGGGACAAAAAACAGCUGUUCACAGGCACACACACGCACACACACACACACACACGCACACAUCUCCUCAUAUUUGAAUUCCUGUUGGAAGCGCACGUGAAAUAAAAAGUCUUGAAAACCAAA